This is a messenger RNA of Camelina sativa (false flax), 710 nucleotides long. Its product is annotated as sm-like protein LSM8. The record is from RefSeq and is a predicted model, not a curated record. Lineage: Eukaryota; Viridiplantae; Streptophyta; Magnoliopsida; Brassicales; Brassicaceae. Gene Ontology annotation, biological process: mRNA splicing, via spliceosome. Gene Ontology annotation, cellular component: U4/U6 x U5 tri-snRNP complex; precatalytic spliceosome; U6 snRNP. Gene Ontology annotation, molecular function: mRNA binding.
AUUCUAAGGCAAAAAAACACAGCCGAGGAGUUCUCUGAAAGCAGUGAGAAGGUUUUUUUUAGGGCUUUACGAAUCAGAAAGCUCUGCUAAGCAACUGGGUUUUGAUUUAGAAGCAGUAAAGGUCAUAUUGUUCUCUGGACUGUUAGUAUGGCGACAGCUACUGGACUCGAGUCUCUUGUUGAUCAGUAUAUAUCGGUGAUUACAAAUGAUGGACGCAACAUUGUGGGAUAUCUUAAAGGUUUUGACCAAGCUACAAAUAUAAUCCUUGAUGAAUCUCAUGAGCGUGUGUUUUCCACAAAGGAAGGGGUACAACAGCAUGUGUUGGGUUUGUUCAUUAUCAGAGGCGACAACAUAGGUGUUAUUGGGGAGCUGGACGAGGAGCUUGAUGCAAGUCUGGACUUAUCAAACCUGAGAGCUCAUCCUUUGAAACCCGUCGUGCAUUGAUUGAAAACUAGUCAUGGUGAGAAAGCCUAAAACAAAGAGAAGAUUUGAUUGUAAACAAUUUGGAUAGCUUGUUUUUGAUGUCAUGUCUGGGGAGUUGUCUGUUUUUGUGUAUCAUAAGGACAAAGGCUAUAUGAUAUUUCUAUUUCUAACGUUUUCGUCUUGAAAGAUCUCUUGUUUGCUUUGAAAUUUCUAUGUAGUAAGUGAAACCAGAUGCUAUCGGAUUCAAGGUCGAAGUAAAGUUGUACGCUGAAACUAAAUUGGAACCU